GGUUAUUGUCUUGUGGGGCUGUCCUGUGCUAUAGGAUGUUUAGCAGCAUCUCUGGCCUCUACCCACUGCUAAAUGCCCCCGGGUGGGACAGCGCCCUCCCCAGGUUAACCAUGUGUGCCACCUUUGCGUUGUGAGAAUUUUAGCAUUUUAUUGUUUUUGAAGACACUGCCUGUGGGGCCUUCAGCUUGGAGGCCCCUGGCGUGGCCCGCCAUUGAGGGAGGGCUGUUUUCUUCCUAGGCUCUGGCCCUGAUAAAAGGCUUUAUUUACAUAGUAAAACUCAAACAAAUACUUGCUUCAUCCACAGUUUUGUAGCUGGAGAGAGGAAAUCGGAGCCGGAACUGCAGAGAGCUCUGCGUUUUACAGGCAUCCAGCGGGGCUGCUGGGUAAGGGCUGUCUCUGGGUUGAGUUUUAAGUGCAGGGGAUCUGACGUCCUGUCCCGGGAGUGGCAUUGUUGGAAUCUGAAGUGCCUGUGUGAAGUGCCACCAGACUCCCACUGCAGGUGGCCACGCCGACCUGGAGCUUCACAUUUUACUGGGGCUGGAAAACACACACAACCCGCUUCUCCAGGCUGCUGUGGGGAAGCGAGCAGAACAAUGCCUGUGUCCUGAGAAAGUGCCAGCCUUUGACCUGUUUGUAUUUCAGGGCCUGCACCUGGAUGCGGGACUCUCAGGACCUGCGAGUUGAAGAAGGAAGCAAAGCCGCAGCAGUGGACAAGUUGCUGGCUGGAGACGAGAUCGUGGGCAUCAACGACGUCGGUCUCUCGGGGUUUAGACAGGAAGCGAUUUGCCUGGUGAAGGGCUCCCACAAGACGCUGAAGCUGGUGGUGAAAAGGAGAAAUGAGCUCAGCUGGAGGCCUCACUCCUGGCAUGCCACCAAGUUCUCCGACAGCCACCCCGAGGCGCCCGCCUGUCCGCUGUCCUCCGGCGCCUGCCCAUCCUGGCAGGGCCGACACCACGUGAGCUCUUCCUCCCAGGACCUGUCGGGCGCCUGGGAGCCCACGAACCUGCAGCGCAGCUCGGACCACUUCAGCUCCCUGGGCAGCGUGGACAGCCUGGACCAGCCCGCCCAGCCCUACCCCUCGGGGCGCCUGUCGGCGGCCAAGUCCAGCAGCAGCAUCGACCAUCUGGGCGGGCCGAGCAAGCGGGACUCGGCCUACGGCUCCUUCUGCACCAGCUCCAGCACCCCCGACCACACGCUGCCCAAGGCCGAUGCGUCCUCGGCCGAGAACCUGCUGUACAAAGUGGGCCUGUGGGAGGCGUCCCGGCCCGGCGGCAGCCGGCAGGACCCACCGGGCCUGGAGGAGAGGCUGGGGUACGGCCCCCCCAGGGGCCCCCGUGAGAGCAGCAGGAGCCCCAGGCCGGAGGACGCCCCCGAGCCCAGGCCGCCCACCUCGGGGAGGUCCAGCUUUGGGCCCGUCUGGCACGUCCCCGAUAAGAAGAAAGCACCUGCGUCGCCGCCGCCGCCGCCGCCCCCGCUGCGCAGCGAUAGCUUCGCUGCCACCAAGAGCCACGAGAAGGCCCAGGGCCCCGCGCUCUCCGAGGCAGCCUCCGCCCAGCACCUGCCGGGCCUGAGCCGGGCCCAGAGCGCGGGAAAGACGGGGACAUCGGAGCCGCCGCAGAGGCUCGGGACCUUUGCGGAGUAUCAGGCCUCAUGGAGGAAGCAGGGCAAAGGCCCUGAGGCCCGCGGCGCGGGCAGGUACCACUCCGCCGACGACAUCCUGGAGGCGGGCCUGGACCAGCGCGAAAGGCUGCGCUAUGUCCACGAGAGGUCGCGGUCGUCGCCGUCCACAGACCUCUACCAACAGGUGAGCAUCGCCCCGGAGCUCGGGCAGGUGUAG
Messenger RNA from Miniopterus natalensis, 1837 nucleotides. The record is from RefSeq and is a predicted model, not a curated record. Lineage: Eukaryota; Metazoa; Chordata; Mammalia; Chiroptera; Miniopteridae.